GCAGGCGUGUCCCUACACCACACUAAUGGCUAAUAGGCUAAUUUUUAUCUUCUCAGAAACCCCAAUAAAAGCAUAAGCUUAGCUGCUGGAGAUUUCUCAGUCUUUGGUUGAAAGUGAAAGAGGAAACAGAUUUUAAUAACCCAUAUAACAAACACUUGUACAUGAAGCUGAAGCUCUCCACUAUUAUCAUUAAUUGCUCCUAACAACACCUAAUCACCCUUUUGGCCUCUUCUUCUAACUUCUAAUCCACUGGUGUUCUAUAUUAUGAUAUUUGCCCCUCCAUUUAUUUCCCACCAAAUCCUCUUUCUUUCUCUCUCCUUCAACUUCAAGCCUUAGAAAAAAGAGAGAAAAUAAUUAAAGAAACAAUGGGAAUCAGUCAGGGACUUAAUGAUUCUCACGUCCCACAAAACCCAUUUCUUGAAUCCAACUCUACCUUUUCAAAUCUCUCAACGACUGCAGCAACAGCAAAUCUUGUUUUGUUUUCUUGAAGCAAAAAUACCCAUAAAAUAAAGAAAAGAAAUCAUUUUUUUUCUUGGGUUUUUGUUUUUAAUAUUGCAAGAAAACGCCCUUUUCAUUGCCAGCCAUGACCGAGGUCCUUCACUCCCCUUCCCAUUUCCCUUCUUCGCCAAGCACCACUCUUGUUUCUAAUUCUUGUUCUUGCGCCCCUGACGCAAGUUCCUUAUCCUGCGCAUCCCCCAGGCAAUUUCCCUCAAUACAAAGUAAUGGUGGUGGUGGUGGUGAUGCUCAGGAGGAGGAGGGUUCUCCCGUGACUUUGUGUGACCCAGAUGAGGACUUUGUGAAGGCCAGAGAGAAGAAACAGAGGGAGCAGCUUUCUUUGUUGGCUCUGGUCGUCACCCUUUUUAGGAAAUCUUUGGUGGCUUGCAAGAGUGAUAGAAGGGAGCUUUGUGCCAUGGAGAUCGGUUGGCCAACCAAUGUUCGCCAUGUGGCUCAUGUUACCUUCGACAGGUUCAAUGGUUUCCUGGGCUUGCCAGUGGAGUUCGAGCCUGAAGUGCCUAGGAGGGCUCCCAGUGCUAGUGCAACUGUCUUUGGAGUUUCGACAGAAUCCAUGCAGUUGUCUUUUGACUCCAGAGGGAACAGUGUACCAAUGAUACUCUUGUUAAUGCAAAGACACUUGUAUGCUCAGGGAGGCUUGCAGGCUGAAGGUAUUUUCAGAAUUAAUGCAGAAAAUAGUCAGGAGGAGUAUGUGAGGGAUCAAUUGAAUAGAGGAGUUGUACCGGAAGGCAUUGAUGUACACUGUUUGGCAGGACUUAUCAAGGCUUGGUUUAGAGAGCUCCCAACUGGAGUUCUGGAUUCUCUAUCGCCUGAGCAAGUCAUGCAAUGCCAAACAGAAGAAGAUUGUGCUGAGCUUGCAAGGCAUCUGCCCCCUACAGAAGCUGCCCUACUGGAUUGGGCUGUCAAUCUGAUGGCCGAUGUUGUCCAGCAAGAACAUGUAAACAAGAUGAAUGCACGCAACAUAGCCAUGGUUUUUGCACCAAACAUGACUCAGAUGGCAGAUCCUUUGACUGCCCUAAUGUAUGCGGUUCAAGUGAUGAACUUUCUUAAAACACUUAUCUUAAGGACACUGCGAGAAAGAGAAGAUUCUGUGGUGGAGCCAACUCCUAUUUCACGUCUUGAGCCAUUUGAUGAGAAUGGUCAUCAGAGCUCUUCACAGUCCUGUGUGGAAGCUACUACAAAAGACAAUGAAAAGACAGCACAAACCUUCACUGCUGACGAACCUGUUGUGGAAAGUUCCUGCAACUACAGUCAAAAGGAUGUCAUAACUGAUGGAGAAAAUUGCAGUUGUACUAUCUCUUCUGAGAAGUUAAUUGCCAAAGGAUAUCAAUCUUGCGAUGCUGCUGGUCAGGUCAAUACAUUUAUCAAUGAAUCUGAUGCUGGCAUUGUCAAUGGUCUAAAGGUUUGUAUUCAUGCGAGACCUGGGAAAAGCAAGGUUGGUCAAUCAAGCAGUUCAAAUCUCAGAAAGAUUCCUGGUAAGAUAAAUAGGCAGCAUUCUAUACUUCGUGUGACAAUGCCUGUUGAGAAGACGGCGGGACUUGGCAACUUAAGCUGUUUAGAUUCGAGGAUGGAACUUAUUGAAGCUUGGCGAUGAAAAGGAUCGCAGUUGUUGGACCCCAACUGAUCCUACAAAAGGUGGCUGUCCGAUUUGGAAGUUGUGAGUGUUCGUGAAUUGUUCAUGUAUGUUUUCUGGGUGUUGACUGGUCCAUAGUAUUCAGCUAACAUCUACGACUUGAAAAUUAUAACUACUUUGAUUAACAAUGAAAUCAAUGUUCUGGAGCUAUGGAAAUUCGUUUGUUAACUAGUCAUCAACGCUUAUCAUUGUCAUGUAGAGUUGCUUGAUGGGUUUCUUUUUAUAUAGAUGAGAAUCAAACCGCA
Molecule: messenger RNA, 2391 nt
Organism: Hevea brasiliensis (rubber tree)
Lineage: Eukaryota; Viridiplantae; Streptophyta; Magnoliopsida; Malpighiales; Euphorbiaceae
Product: rho GTPase-activating protein 1
Exons: 5
Coding region: 584-2107 (507 amino acids)
Biological process (GO): signal transduction
Molecular function (GO): GTPase activator activity
Source: RefSeq, a predicted model, not a curated record